Rhinocladiella mackenziei CBS 650.93 is the source of this 3768-nucleotide messenger RNA. RefSeq lists its product as uncharacterized. Bases 1 to 3768 code for a protein of 1255 amino acids. NCBI's taxonomy places the organism in Eukaryota, Fungi, Ascomycota, Eurotiomycetes, Chaetothyriales, Herpotrichiellaceae. Gene Ontology annotation, biological process: nuclear-transcribed mRNA catabolic process, 3'-5' exonucleolytic nonsense-mediated decay. Gene Ontology annotation, molecular function: RNA helicase activity; ATP binding; RNA binding. Gene Ontology annotation, cellular component: Ski complex. The record is from RefSeq and is a predicted model, not a curated record. The transcript has 4 exons.
AUGGCGAUCCUUCGGCCCCAAGAACGAAGUCCCGCACAGAUUAAACAAGACCUGGAACGAGAGUUCUUGUUCCCUCCCACCACGUUUAGCCCAGACUGGUUAAACAAAUUGCAGCAAAGAUGGGACUAUCAAUCACCAGACUACACCGCACUCUGUCAACUGGCCCCUCCACAGACACGAACAAUCACCCGUUUCACCCGGGAAGGACUUGAGGGCAGAGUGUCUGGUUACAAGCAGGUCACGGUGCCUGCGUCUAGUGCAACAGCGAAGAAUUCUACCUCACUUCUCCGGAGACCAGCAAACCGUGCAGACUUCGUCCGCGGUGCUGCAGGCUUCCUCCCCUUUGCUCCUGGUGGACUAGACGACGUCGAUGUAAUUCAGGCUUAUGAGGACCAGAGUAGGAUUAAGGAAGAGAACCGAAAACCCAAGAAAUCCAGUGGACUCGACCGAAUCAUCAAUUUUGGUGCCAAAAAUGGGUUGCUGGAAGUCCCACCGGGAUUCGAGAGAGGAAUGAGGUUUCUAGACGAGAAAACCAAAGGAGCUCAGGAAGAUGCCGAAGAGGUUCAAGAGACAUUGGAAGAAGACGACGAAGAUGCCGACCCUACCGUCGAAGAUGAUCAGCCUAAGGGAGAAAGAUUACCCCCAAUGGAGAAUGGUGCUCUGGACAGCGGGGAAGAUGAUGAAGAUACUGACCUGGAUGAUCUGUUACCAGUUGAAUUUCCUUCGCUCGAACCGCACGGCGAACUGGCUUCUUCUUCCACCAAGAAACCUGGCAGAGAAUGGGCUCAUGUAGUCGACAUAAACAAAGGCAUUUCAAAUUUCUACGAACUCGUCCCCGAAAUGGCUCGGUCCUGGCCCUUCGAACUCGAUACCUUCCAAAAAGAGGCUGUUUAUCAUCUGGAGUCCGGUGACUCUGUGUUCGUGGCAGCGCACACCUCCGCCGGAAAGACUGUCGUCGCAGAGUAUGCCAUUGCACUGGCUGCCAAACGUAUGACGAAGGCAAUCUACACAUCCCCCAUCAAAGCACUUUCCAAUCAGAAAUUCCGCGACUUCAAGAACGUUUUCCAGGAUGUCGGCAUAUUGACGGGCGAUGUACAAAUCAACCCGGAGGCUAGUUGUCUCAUCAUGACCACGGAAAUCUUGAGAAGUAUGCUCUAUCGUGGUGCAGAUCUCAUUCGAGAUGUCGAGUUUGUGAUUUUCGACGAAGUGCAUUAUGUCAAUGACCUUGAACGAGGCGUUGUUUGGGAAGAAGUGAUCAUCAUGUUACCUGAUCAUGUCAAACUCAUCCUUCUGUCAGCGACAGUCCCCAACACUUACGAAUUUGCCUCUUGGAUAGGCCGCACCAAAAGGAAGGAUAUCUAUGUCAUCUCCACACCGAAGAGACCUGUCCCAUUAGAGCAUUACCUUUGGGCAGGCAAGGAAAUGCACAAGAUUGUCGAUUCCGAGAAGAGAUUCCUUGCCAAAGGUUGGAAGGCUGCAAAUGAUAUUCUCUCAGGGCUUGACAAAGUCAAGGAACAGAAGGCUAUCGAAGCGGCUCAAACUCAGGCUCGUGGAGGAGCACCUCCGAGAGGACCUCGGGGCCAACAACAGCGUGGAGGACCGAGUGGUCAAAGAGGCAGUCCGCAACGUGGACGAGGUCAAGUAGCCAACCGUGGUCAAGGCAAUAUUGCACGUACUGGUCGUGGAGGUGGCAGAACGACGGCAGCUCAAGAUCGAAACAUCUGGGUUCAUCUUGUACAGCAUUUACGCAAGGAGAAUCUUCUUCCCGCCUGUAUUUUUGUUUUCUCGAAGAAGCGAUGUGAAGAGAAUGCGGAUUCUCUCUCAAAUCAGGACUUCUGCACGGCGACCGAGAAGAGUGCAAUUCACAUGACCAUUGAGAAAUCUAUCGCCAGACUCAAACCGGAAGACCGGAUACUGCCACAAAUUAGACGUUUGCGAGAGAUGUUGUGCCGAGGUAUUGCUGUCCACCAUGGAGGUCUCUUGCCUAUUGUCAAGGAAAUCGUUGAGAUACUAUUCGCGAAGACGUUGGUCAAAGUCUUGUUUGCUACGGAGACCUUUGCCAUGGGCUUGAAUCUUCCCACGCGGACAGUAGUCUUUUCUGGUUACCGCAAGCAUGACGGACGCGAUUUUCGAAAUUUGCUCCCUGGAGAAUACACACAGAUGGCCGGUCGUGCAGGCCGUCGAGGUCUUGAUACUGUUGGGACAGUCAUCAUUGUCACCCCCGGCAAAACCGAAGCUCCUCCUGCGCAAGAAUUGACCCAGAUGAUUACCGGACCAGCUACCAAACUUCGCAGCCAAUUCAGAUUGCACUACAAUAUGAUCUUGAACCUCAUGCGAGUCGAGGCGUUGAAGAUUGAGGAAAUGAUCAAGCGCAGCUUUUCCGAGAAUGCUACCCAGGCCCUUUUACCACAGCAUGAAAAGCAAGUUGCACUAUCCCAAGCAAAUCUGGAUAAGAUCAAACGGGAACCCUGUGACAUUUGUGACAUUGACCUAGAAGCCUGUCAUGAUGCAGCAAUGGAGUUUGAAAAACUUACGAAGGAGCUCUAUAUCAAUUUGUUGUCGUCGCCAGUAGGGCGCCGUCUAUGGACGGCUCGGAGACUUAUAGUGUACAAAAGGGAUGGCAUGCGCAUGGUCGGGGUGCUACUCGAGGAUGGACCUAGGCGCGGAGGCCCAAACCCUCAUUUCCAAGUCCUCGAAAUAUCCGAUGUCGAUGCGAAACGAUCAGCAAGAGAUUUGCUUCCAUACCUCCCAUGUAUGCGGAUGAAGUUUGCCCCGUUACCCGAUCAAGCUUCCCGAGUGAACAGUUCUGUUACCCAGGUUUUACUGGACGAUGUGGAAUGUGUCACUCAAACAGUUGUCAAGGUCAGAGGCCCUCAUUGGUACAUCAAAAUCACGAAAGUUCAAAAACAAUUUGCUGAAGAAGAAUUUGUCAAUGUGUAUUCAUCGUGGAUCUCCACCGCCUGGAACGAGCAGGAAUGGGGCAAAGUUCAUGAAUUACGUGUUCGAGAAUUGCUGGCUGAGAGGCGCAAUGUGGCACAAAUUGUUCAGAAUGCAAAGUGCCUGAAGUGUCCGAAUUUCCUGAAGCAUUACGGCAUGCAGCACGACGAAUGGUUGAUCAAGGAGAACAUCCAAGCGCUAAAGUUGCUCAUGUCCGACCAGAACUUGGCCUUGUUACCGGACUACCAACAGAGAACCGAAGUCCUGAAAGAUCUCGGAUUCAUCGACGAACAGUCUCGAGUCCAACUCAAGGGCAAGGUUGCUUGUGAAAUUCAUUCCGCUGACGAACUUGUCCUCACCGAACUUAUCCUCGAAAACAUUUUUGCAUCGCUUGAGCCGGAAGAAAUCGUCGCACUCCUUUCCGCGUUCGUAUUCCAAGAGAAAACCGACAGUGAGCCCCAGCUCAGUGAGCGCCUGAAACGCGGCAAGGACGCCAUCAUCGACAUCUCGGAGAGAGUCAACCAAUACCAGAUCCUGCACCAGGUGAUUUUGUCAUCUGACGACGCCAAUGAUUUCGUCUCGCGCCCAAGAUUCGGGCUGGUGGAAGUUGUCUACGAAUGGGCCAGGGGAAUGUCGUUUAACCGCAUCACCGAUCUCACCGAUGUGAUGGAGGGGACGAUUGUGCGCGUGGUAACUAGGCUGGAUGAGACAUGUAGAGAGGUCAUGAGUGCAGCGAGACUCAUUGGUGAUCCAGGCUUGUAUCAGAAAAUGGAUAAAGCGAGAGAGCUGAUUAGACGAGAUGUGGUGUUUACGGCCAGUUUGUACAUGUGA